This is a messenger RNA of Menidia menidia (Atlantic silverside), 2163 nucleotides long. The record is from the annotation of a GenBank genome assembly. Lineage: Eukaryota; Metazoa; Chordata; Actinopteri; Atheriniformes; Atherinopsidae.
CUGGGUGGUAUCUGCAGUGCCAAAAGGAAGUGCGUGUUAGCAGAGGACAAUGGCCUCAAUCUGGCCUUCACCAUUGCUCAUGAGCUGGGACACAACAUGGGAAUGAGCCACGAUGAGGACCACGCCAACUGUUCCAGCCACUCCCACAUCAUGUCGGGCGAAUGGGUGAAAGGAAGAAACCCCAGUGAUCUGUUCUGGUCAUCCUGCAGCCAGAAUGACCUGGAGCAAUUCCUCAGAUCCAGAGCCAGCAUGUGCCUAAUGCACACUGACCCCAGGAGACGGUAUCAGGCCCAUUUUUCGUCCAAGCUACCCGGAAUGCACUACAGCGUGAACGAACAGUGCCAAAUUCUGUUUGGAGUCAACGCUACUUUCUGCAGUCACAUGGAGCACCUUAUGUGUGCCGGCCUUUGGUGUUUAGUGGAUGGACAAGCACCAUGUAAGACAAAGCUAGAUCCUCCUCUGGAAGGAACCGAGUGCGGAACAGACAAGUGGUGCAGAGCGGGAGAAUGUGUCAGCAAGACCCCCAUCCCGCAGCAUGUGGACGGCGACUGGAGUCCCUGGAGCCAGUGGAGCUUGUGCAGUAGGACCUGUGGCACGGGAGUCCGGUUCCGACAGAGGAAAUGCGACAACCCCCCGCCUGGUCCAGACGGCAGACACUGUCCAAAGGCCAGCGUGGAGCACAAGGCGUGUGAAGGCCCACCGUGUCCCAAGGGGGAGCCCAGCUUCAGGGACCUGCAAUGUAUGUCCUAUGAUCAACAGUUCAGCAAAAUAAAGAAAAGCCUGCUGACUGCUGUCAUUAAUGAUGACAAGCCGUGCGCAUUGUUCUGCAGUCCGAUUGGCCGAGAAGCCCCAGUCCUGGUGGCUGAUAGAGUGAUAGAUGGGACUCCCUGUGGCCCAUACGAGUCUGACCUUUGUGUUAAUGGGAAAUGCAUGACGAUUGGAUGCGACGGCAUCAUUGGCUCCUCGGCCAAGGAAGAUGCGUGUGGAGUUUGCAAUGGACAUGGACGCGCUUGUAAAAUAGUGAAAGGAGACUUCAACCACACUAAGGGAAUGGGCUACGUGGAGGCUGUGGUUAUCCCUGCAGGUGCGUGGAGGAUCAAAGUUAUGGAGGACAAACCUUCACAGAACUUUCUAGCUUUAAAGGACUCCAGCAAGAGAUCCAUCAACAGUGACUGGAAGAUUGAACUCCCAGGAGAGUUUGAGCUGGCUGGAACCACUGUGCGCUAUGUUAGAAGAGGGCUGUGGGAGAAGAUGUCCGCCAAGGGGCCCACUACCACUCCUUUACACCUAAUGGUGCUACUGUUUCAUGACCAGAGUUAUGGCCUCCAUUAUGAGUACACCGUGUCUCUAAACACAACUGAGGACGGGAGCCACGAGGAACAGCUGGAACCAGCGUACCUCUUUAUCUGGACACACAGCAGCUGGCAAAACUGUUCUGUCAGGUGUGGAGGAGGGGAAAGGAGGACAACGGUUUCUUGUAUAAGGAUUAUCAAUAAAACCAUGGAGGUGGUCGGUGAUGGCAACUGUCAGCCUGAGAACCGGCCACAUCCCUACGUACAAGUCUGCAAUACUCACCCCUGCCAAGCACCCACAAAGAUACAAAGCAGAAGAUAUUGGUGGAUGAGCGGGGAGUGGGGGCCAUGCUCUGUCACGUGUGGCGAGGGGGUUCAGCACAGAGAGGUAUCUUGUGUUUACCACUUACAGAACAGCUCGGUCUUCCACAGCCAGGACCAGUACUGUCCAGGGGGGAAACCCCCUGCCAUGCAGACCUGCGAGGGCCCUUCUUGCUCCACGGUGUGGCAGACUUCAGAAUGGUCAAAGUGUUCAUCAACCUGUGGUCAAGGUGUUCACAAAAGGACGGUGGUGUGCACAAACCCAGAAGGAGCAUGUGAUCCUUUGUCAAAGCCAACCCAGGAGGAACCUUGUGAGGACAACUCUGAAUGUUAUGAAUGGAGAUUUGGAGGCUGGUCCAAGUGCUCCUCCUCCUGUGGGAAAGGACUGCAGUCACGAGUGGUCCACUGCAUGCACAAAGUGACCGGACGUCAUGGCGACGACUGCCCAGUGACGCUGAGGCCGCCCAUCUACCAAACCUGUCACCGUGGGAUCUGCACUGACAAGGUGGCGGGGGACAGCACAAGCCCCCGCAGGCCCGAUGUUUACUAA